AUGGAGGUUUCUACAUAUCCUAUUAAAAUCAAAGCUAUGGUGGACUGGCCUACUCCUACUAAUUUAAGGGGUUUGAGAGGGUUUCUUGGCUUAACUGGAUCCUAUAGAAAAUAUGUGCUUAAUUAUGGAGUGAUUUGUAGACCACUGAAUGAGUUACUCAAGAAAGAUGCCUUCAAACGGGGUGAAGAGGUUCAUAAAUCUUUUGCAGCCUUAAAACAAGCUAUGUCAACCACACCAGUGUUGACCUUACCUGAUUAUUCGCAAGAAUUUAUAGAAAUCAGCAACAGUUAUGAAAAUGAUUUACAAGUGACUGCUCUUAUUUCUGAGUUGGCAAUACAGACACAAGGUCCUCAUAUCUAUCACUAUAGCUCUGGAAUUUUGAGGAAGAAAUGA
This is a messenger RNA of Lycium ferocissimum, 393 nucleotides long. RefSeq lists its product as uncharacterized. The coding region runs from base 1 to 393 and encodes 130 amino acids. The record is from RefSeq and is a predicted model, not a curated record. NCBI's taxonomy places the organism in Eukaryota, Viridiplantae, Streptophyta, Magnoliopsida, Solanales, Solanaceae. The transcript has 2 exons.